AUGGGUUGCGCCGACUACUGGACGAUCUCGCUACGGACAAAGUCUUUUUACGAGGUCGACGCGGAAAAAUUUGUUUUCUUCUGGCCGCUCUCGAGCCGCGUUGCGCGGUUCCCGGCCUUCCAGUGCCUUCGCUUCCACCGGAUCUACCUCUUCAUCGCGGUCUUUCUCAUUCAGUUCUUUUGCGGCUCACUCUACGCCAUCUUUGUCAUUGCCAACCCGAUGAACGUCUACUUUGGCUUUGACGCCAACGGCAACGAAGCGACAACGAUGCUGUUUGCUGCCGGCGCAUGCAGCAUCGCGUCGCAAGCUCUCUUAGGGCCACUUCUUGAACGCCAGGGACCACGGCGCAGCAUGACGGUCAGCAUUGGCUUGCUCGCGCUGGGUCUCGUCCUCGCGCAGACGGCGGUGUGGACACGAACGUGGGCGCUUCUGCAUGCCGGAUGCUACCUCCUCGCGAUCGCGUUUGGGGCCAUGACGAUAUCUUCCAUGGCGGCCGCGCUCAAGUGGUGCCCCGAUCUCCGGGGCACCGUCACCGGCUGCUGCAUCUUUGGGUACGGCCUCGGCACGGGUCUUGCGCGGUCGCUCUUGCACGCGCUCCUCAACAACUACCCCAACACGCUUCGCUGGACAUUUGGCAUCUCGUUUGCUGUCGCGAUCCCGCUUCUCUCGAUCGCAACGCUCGUGCUGCGGACGCCGCCAUCGGACUUUAGCGUCCGCGGCCACGACAUGCACUGCAUUCCGCUCGAGACGGCGCCGAACGCCGACAUGGUCCACGACGAGUUCUUACGCGUCGGCAUGACGCUUGUCAACUACAGCGUGGUUGGCGGCAUCGAAGGCACCGACCGACAGUACCACGAGCAAGUGCGCGCACUGACCUUGCCCCAGUGCAUCCUCUCGACCGACUUUGUCUGUCUCUACAUUGCGUUCGCGGCCAACGCCCUCGUCGGCCUCAUCUACAACGACAUGCUUGCGCUGCGCGUCGACCACGAUCUCCUCGUCGAGUGGUGCCGUGUGUCGUCCGCAAAGGCUGCGUCCAUCCGAUUCUACGGCCUCCUCGUCGAUCUCGGCAGCCGCAUGUUCGUCCCGAUGCUCUCGGACGCGUGCAUCCGCCUUUUUUAUGCCAACCCCGCCGUUGUCCGCAAAUUCGUGCUCGUCAUUUUGCUCUUGGUGCCGUGCGUGGCACUGCCGACGGUCUAUUUCCACAGCGCCAACCUCGCCAAGAUUGCGUACAUUGAAGGCCUCCUCUACACCGUCCAGCUGUGCGCGAGCGGCGGCGCGGCCCUCAUCGUGUGCUUUCUUGCCGACAUGUACGGCGUGUACCAUGUCGGCACCAUGUACGGCCUUCUCUCGACCAGCUGGGGUCUCGACCGCGCGCUUCUGGGGCUGGCGCCGCUUAAUGUGCUUCACGACUUGACGAGUCGGCUGGGCCUUGUCUGGUACUGCUCGCUGGCCGGGCUCUUUUUGAUGCUGUUUGUGCGCACGGACUCGAAAGACCGGUUUUACCGCGGCUACCAACUCACUGUGUGCGGCAAAGUGCUCGUGCAACGGCCGGCGCGGCGGCAGGUUUCGGACGACCUCAAGAUCGGUAUGAUGGGUGUCUCGUCGGACCCGCCACCGCAGUCGUUUUUCCUCUGGGACUCGGCGCGCCAUAGUCUUAGCGACGACGACGUGCUUUUACCAACACCGCGGCUGUAA
This is a messenger RNA of Saprolegnia parasitica CBS 223.65, 1695 nucleotides long. RefSeq lists its product as hypothetical. Bases 1 to 1695 code for a protein of 564 amino acids. The transcript is spliced from 2 exons. Gene Ontology annotation, biological process: transmembrane transport. Gene Ontology annotation, molecular function: transmembrane transporter activity. NCBI's taxonomy places the organism in Eukaryota, Oomycota, Saprolegniomycetes, Saprolegniales, Saprolegniaceae. The record is from RefSeq and is a predicted model, not a curated record.